GUCGUGGUUGGUUCGUUACGCGCGCGUCAGAAUUUUUCCCUGUUCUCGUAGAAAGCACAAAACGCGUACAAUUCAGAAAUAUAAAGUCGAAUUGCAUUACGAUUUCUGAAACGCCGGUCAAAGUCAAAGAGAAGAAAACGAAAAAUCAACAGAUAAAUUGCAACAGACAAAAACGCCAUUUCGUAUGAUAAAUAAUGCAAUUGCCAAGCAAUUGAAAAAUCGGCCUCAUAUAUAUAUAGCUAGCGAAUAUUGUGUGCAAUCUCUUCUUCGCAAAAAAAAAAAAAAAAACCAAAACAAAACAAAAAUAAAAUCAACUAAUUAUACUUAGAAAUCGCGCAACGCAAUAAAUCGAACGCAUAUCAAUCGAAUGUAAAAAGGAAUUGAAUAAUAGAAUUUCAUUCACAUACAUACAUACUUAUAUAUGCAUAUAUAUAAACACACACAAUUCUAAACUAAAUCAGAGAACAUAUCCAUCAAUCAGCUGUUUUAUUUUUUGUGAUUAUGUCAUGGAAAUGUUGCUAAUAUUCUUAACAAAACAACAAAUUAUUGCAAAAUAGUUUAAAGUGCGUGUAAAAUUGAGUUGAGAAAAGAAUAACAGAGAAAUAAAUAAAAAUAAAUCUUAACUGCCUUGACGAACCGCGAACCGUCUAUAUAAAUUUUUUUUCGUUUUUUUUUUUGCAUUGUGCUGCACACUCAUUUGGCAUUAGUGUGCGUGUGUGUGAGAGUGUGUGUGUGUUGUUAUUUUUUUUUUGCCAUUUAAAGUGAAAGAAACUUUCGUUCACAAAGUUAACCCUUUUUGCUAGCCGAAGGGUUUUACUUGUUUUUAUUGCUCACGCGUGUUUUGGGCCGCAUUGUUUUGGCCCUUUACUCACUCUUUCUGUCAAUCUGUUCCUCUGGGUCUCUCGCGGUCUCUCUCUGUUUCUUUGCGUGCGCUCGUGUCUGUGUGUGUGUGUGUGUGUGUGUGUUAGCCGGCAAGUGCAACAAAAAGAAAGAGUUUCAUUGAGCGAGUGAAACAGCUGUUUAACUGCAACAUGCAACAGCAGAGGGCACAAUUUAUGCCUUAAAGAAGUGUUCACACAAGGAAAAGAUAAAAAAAAAAGAGAGCAAUCCAAAGUGAAGGCAUAAAAGAUACAACAACAAGCAAAUCCUUCCCCCGCCACCCCCACGACCAAAUCAGUGUGAACUUUAGUCGCAAUAAAAUGGCCGGUUUCAAGUUCUACAUAUUCUUCGCCAUGGCCAUGACCAUUUGCAGUGUUGGCCUAAUGGCCAAUGCCAAGCAUUUGGGCGCUGGCGACAUAUCGGCUGAAAGCAACAACAUCAACCACCAACAUCAUCAUCAGCAUCAGCAUCAGCAUAGUGCCUCCACGCAUCACAGGCGACGCUUGCAACGCGACUCACGUGCCAAGGAUACUGUGCAACAGCAAUGCGAUGCCGUUAAGGAUUAUUUCAAAUCGAUCGACAUCACAUCGAAUGGAGUUUACAAUGAGAAAGGCGCCAUAUGCGGCGGCAAUUGUUGCAACAAUGCCACCGAACAGGAGUUACGUCAAAAGGCAUCCGGCAAAUUUGAGCAACUGCUGCAUCAUCAUACAAGCAGCCUGCGCGGCAUUCUCGAUGAGACAGCCAAACAAUUUCAGAGUCACGUGCUGGAGCUGGCUCAACAAUCGGAGAACAAGACAUUGACCGUGUUCUCAAAGGUCUACAUUAGGAUGGUGCCAUUGUCCCGAAUGAUGAUACGUCAAUUGUACACGGAAAUCAUGAACCAUCUGGUGUACACAUCAAACUAUACGAACAGCAAUGGCCAGAGCAAAGGUUUGACCAGCAAUAUACAAAGCAGUUUGGAGGAUGCCUUGCACAAGUUCUUUGUGCAGCUAUUUCCUGUCGCCUAUCAUCAGGCUGUCCACCUGAGCAAGGACAAUUAUGGUGAAAUGCAUGAGGACUACAUCAAUUGCCUGAAGCGCAACUUUGAUGAGCUGCAGCCCUUCGGUGACAUACCGAAGGAGAUCCAAAGCAAUCUCCUGCAAAGUGUUCACAUGGCCAACGUUUUUAUGAGCGCCCUGCUCCAGAGUGCCGAAGUGCUGAGCGAGGCGGAUGCCCUCUACGGCCAGCAAUUGACAGAUACGUGCAAAAUGCAUCUCCUCAAGAUGCACUAUUGUCCCAAUUGCAAUGGCAUACAGCAGCAGCAGGCGGCAGGACAAUCGCAUGGCCAGCCCAAAGUGUGCUACAGCUAUUGCAUGAAUGUGAUGCGCGGUUGCUCGGCCCAGUAUGCUGGUCUCUUGGAUAGUCCCUGGUCAAGUGUGGUCGAGGCAUUGGAAAAUCUUGUUAGCAAUCACAUACGCUCCGACAAUGGCAUCAUGAACACCAUCAAGCAAUUGGACACUAAGCUAUCCGAGGCCAUAAUGCGUGCCAUGGAGAAUGGCCCCGAAUUGGAAAAGAAGGUUAAGAAGACAUGUGGCACGCCCAAUCUUUUGCCCUCAUUGACCAGCGCUGAGAAGGAGACACGUUCUCAAAUGCAUCAGUUGCCAUCAAUAAAGUGGGCCUCACCGCUAGAGACAGGCAUUGCCCACUUCCUCACCACGAUUGACAAGUCCAAGGAGAUUUAUGCGAAUAUUGUCUACAAUUUCUGUGACGAGGACUAUACACAAAGCGAUGAUCAUAUGUGCUGGACAGGCGAUCGUGUGGGCGACUAUACACAAUUGCUGAUGACUCCCGGCACGGACACGCAACGCUAUAACCCCGAGGUGCCAUGGGAGACACAGACACAGGUCAGCAAACUGAACGAGCUGGUUGACAAGCUAAUCAAGAUACGCAAAAGCAUUGGAGCAGCGGCACCAGCAUUCAAUUAUAUGCAAUUGCAUGACAUUCAAAGCGACAUGGGACACGAGGGUUCUGGAGGAGGCGGCGUCAUUAGCGACGAUGAUGACGAGUAUGGCGGCAAUGUCCAAGGUUCUGGCGAUGGUUCUGGCGAUGGUACCACACCUUAUAUCAAGGAAUCAUCCGAUAUUGUGCCAACUGGCACAAAUGACACUCAGUCGCGGGAGAAUAAUGAAAACAGCUCAUCCAAUUCGCCGACAGCCACUGCAAUGUGUCUCCUUCUCACACUAGUCACAAUACUCUACAGCAGUUGCAGUUAAAGCAGCGGCUAAAAUCCAAAAAAACAAAAUAAAAAAAUAAAUACAAACAAAAAAUAUG
Drosophila willistoni is the source of this 3189-nucleotide messenger RNA. RefSeq names its product division abnormally delayed protein (gene dally). Gene Ontology annotation, cellular component: extracellular region; plasma membrane; cell surface. The record is from RefSeq and is a predicted model, not a curated record. Bases 1200 to 3131 code for a protein of 643 amino acids. Gene Ontology annotation, biological process: positive regulation of canonical Wnt signaling pathway; cell migration; regulation of protein localization to membrane. The transcript has 9 exons. NCBI's taxonomy places the organism in Eukaryota, Metazoa, Arthropoda, Insecta, Diptera, Drosophilidae.